AUGUCAACUAUCACUCUCAGUUGUUUAGUCGUAGGUGAAAACCCUUAUGAAAAUGCUUUCGCAGCUGAAAUCAACGAAGCUACCAAGGAAAAAAAUACACAAGAUUUCGCUAACGUUGACGCCAAAGACAUUAAGCUAUGGAAGAUUGACAUUUCCUUCGAAGAAGAAAACAAGAAACUUGAGCUCGUCAACACAAAAAUAAACGUUAAUAUCAAGGAGGACCUUGGUGGUGAGGAACUUCCAUCUCUUUCGAAGAUUAGCAAACGCUUUCCCUCUCAGCCAGCCGAAGAGCACAUACAUAUCAUCGUGCAGCGUCCUGUUGAGACGAAAGAGGUACAUUGUACCGCAACGUAUGGCCGUAAGAGUGCGAAUUUUCAAUGGACAGUGAGCCGAGAAAUGGUGUCAUUGGAAGGCUUUAAGAAGAAGCUUUGUGAAUAUUUCACGUUUCCGGAUGGGACAGAAAACGAGCAUAUCGUAAUAGGUCGUAUAGUAGCUGAUGAAGAUUUAUUGAGUAUUAUCUGGACUGUUAACCCCAAGGUGGAUCUGGAAAUAGUUGUGGAUGCGUCGCAACAACCUUUCUCUUCGUAUACUUUCCCCAAGAUGAAGGUUCUUUGCGGUUUGAAGGCCGAUAGCUAUGGUCAUUUACCAUGUAUUGAGAUUGGAAGUUCAGCAACUCCAGAAGAAAUCAGGAAUAGUGUGAUUGAGGAUUUUUUAAGAAUGCAUAAGGCAUCCCCACCCAUCACUAGCGCGAAUGAGGCCACCCCGUUCAAACGAGAAGAUAUUAACCAGGGCAUUGCCCAGAGUACUGUUCAAGCACAUGCGUCUAUGCAAUGCAAUCGCAAAAAACAUACUUGCGAUGAUGCUGAUUUGUAUGAAGGUGCAAUGUACUGCAUUGUCUCAACGGGCGUCGACUGGGUAAUAACAAAAGUUCAAAGUGGUAUUGGAGAUGAGAAUGAUAAUGGUGAUGGGAAUCUGGUCGAAAAAUUAUUUAAGCAAAUCAAAUGGGUUUUUGAUCAGCAAAAAUCAUCAUUGGUCGGUGGAAAGCGA
Molecule: messenger RNA, 1047 nt
Organism: Racocetra persica
Lineage: Eukaryota; Fungi; Glomeromycota; Glomeromycetes; Diversisporales; Gigasporaceae
Source: the annotation of a GenBank genome assembly